UUUGGAGUCGCGGGGUGGUUCUGUUACUGUGUUUGAAAACCUCGAGUGAGAUCAUAUUACAACGGCGAGUUUCGCUGUGAGGCACGAGCACAGCAAUGAAACAAACAAGAAAAUAUUACACAAAAACUCAAAAAAAAAAAAAUCAGUACAGAUGAAAUUAUUUGCAUUUGGGAGAUGAGGGUAUAGUAAGUUUAUAUUUGGGGGUUUAAUACAUCAUGUUAUAAAGUAGUUUCAGUCCCGUUCAUUUUAUUGUAUUUUGUAUUUUAUUUAUUACUGCUUAGCUUCGGGAAACACUCCACUGACAGACAAAGUCCCGUUUCCUCUGAGAGGAUUAGACUUCCUCUCUGGAAAUAAUUUGACACUUUCUAGUUUAGUCUGCGGCAAAAUUCUCACACAGCCUCCCAGUUCUGUAAAACGUAAAACUGCACUCAGGACUGGUCGGUCUGGCCCCGUCCCCUUUCUCCUGCUUCCCCCCUCAGACAGACAGACAGACAGACUGACUGACACACUGCUUGCUGUGAUCUGUGGUGAGGUUCCCUUCCCGAGUACGGGCUUAUUUUUAGCAGCUAGCAGCGGGGAAGAUGCACAUUGCCAAAAAAGUUUGAGCGGACGGCAAAGCUUUCGUUGUUACUUUACUGGAAAAAAAACUAAGCAAAACAACAUUUUUGAGGAAGUGAGAUUUUUUUGGGAGAUUAAUUUUGGUCACGGACUGGAUUGCACAGUGGCGAAGAGGCUUUCGUAUGACCGGUUAUAUCAUACUGAUGAAGGAGGGCAGAGGCCGUUAGCCACCGGGACCCCUCUCUGAGCCCCGUGGCUGUGUGUGUGGGACUCGCAAACAGUUCGGUGAGUGUGUGUGUGGGACCGGGGACCCCAGGCUCAUCCCCUAGUCCCGAAGCGAUGGGGUGCGGGCUGAGGAAACUGGAGGAUCCGGAGGAUAGCAGCCCCGGGAAGAUUUACUCCACACUGAAGAGACCGCAAGUCGAGACCAAGACCAACACGGUGUACGAAUACACAAUGCUGGAUUUCACACUGGAAGGCUCCUCAAACCCGACUGUGCUCCGGAUCGGCUCCCUGCAGGAUCUCCCCAGUGAGUUGGAGCAGUACUACAGGAAGGGGUUUGUCCUGACCGCCUUCCACCCAAUCGUCCUGUCCGUGGGGCGGAGACGGCAGCUGCCAAUCAGCCUGCUGUACCGUGCCGUGCUGGCCCGUCCCCAACCCAGCUCCAAGCACGCCAGCCCUGCAGGCCACAGCGCCCCCCGACUGCUGGUGGAGGAGUGGCCACAGCCCGGAGACACGCUGAGCAGCGACGUGGUGAGGGGCCUGCUGGACAAGGUGAACGGCUGUGCCCAGCGAGGGCUGCGAUUCCUGGGCUUUGUGCCCCAGCAGGGAGGGGGCACGCUGCGGAGCUGCAACGGAGGGGGUCCCUGCAGCCGGGGGUCCCCCAGCGGACUGUCCUGUGAGAGUGGCAUCGAGGACGAGACACCCCCCGAGUACGGAGGCUUCAACGAGGGGGGGGGUAGCCCUCAGCCCUCACACCGCAGGGAGGAGACCAAGCUGUUUGCCCUGUUCCACUCCUGGGACUCUGCCUACCCUGCCUGGCUGGCACGGGAUGAGGACACACCGUCCUGGACCUACCACCAGGGGGAGCUCUCCAUGAAGGUGACACGCAAGGGGCAGGCCAUCAGCAUGCUGGAAGCUGAUUGGCUGGAGCUCACCACCGCCUACUACAAGAAGGGCUGGUCAUUGGUGGAUUCCUUUGUGUACUGGGAGACACCCAAAGGAGAGCCGGUGCCCAGGUCUCUGGAAGGUCUGUUUUUGUAUGAGGAGCGAGGGGCCUCCACAGCACCCCCUGCAGGCAACGACACCAUCAUAGUGGAGCAGUGGACUGUCAUCGAGGGCUCUGAUGUCAAGACAGAUUAUGGACCCCUGGUUCACACCCUGGCAGAAUUUGGUUGGCUGCUGACCUGUGUGCUCCCCACCCCCCUAAUCCGCCAUGACAGUGAGGGAAACCUGGCCACCAAGCAGGUGGUGUUCCUGCAGAGAGCCGUGCGAGACCCCGCCCCGUCCGAGAAGCGUGCCCCUCGCUCCCCACGCAGUGAGGAUGUCAGCGUGCACACGGCGAGCCGUGGGGUGGGCGGGGCCGGGCGCGAUGACCUCACAGGGGGGUUCCCAAGGUUCGGGGGGUACCCCAGCGCGCUGAGAGACCUGGAGGAAGGGGGCUUUGAGCAGGAGGAGGGGGCUGCAGAGGUCACCUGCAUGUAAGGCACAGAGUCUUGGCACUGCAGCUGGCGUCAGCAUUGCAUCAGGGCUGCUGCAGCCGCAGGUACUGUAGACUCUGACGCAUUGGCACUGCAAUUAGAGCUUGGCUUUAUGGGGUAAAUGAGAGCCAGGACCAUAGCGCUUUCUCUGCAGUAUAUAAAGGACAGCUUUACAAAAGAGGGAGAACCAGGAACCAGUCCAUACACAGCCGUGCCCAGCUGCCUGCAGCCCUGCUGGGGGAGUGGUCUGGUGCAAACAGACCUGGACCUGGAGGGGCUGGUGCUGUUUGAGGAGCCCCUUUGGGAUAUACUGGAUACCUCCAAUCUGCGACACCAGACCUUUACUCUCAAGAUCCCCCUGUACCUUCUCCCGUCCCCUUCAUGUGAGGUCAGCAGGGGAGCAAGCCUGCUGAUACUGCCCAUGUAGUACUGGACUGGGCAGGACUGAUUUCAGAGAUGUGGAAAAAUAAAUUCAGACAUUGCCGUGGCUAAAAUAGCUUCUCCCCUUCAUGACAAAAAACAGGAUGUCAGUCACACAGCAGGAUGUAGGAUGUAUAUACAGCAUUUUCAAAAACACGGGUUUGAGAAGAUGAGGAAGAGGCGGUCUGCCUUUUUAAACGGUUUGAGUAUGGAACACAGAGCAUGGUUUAAAGAUCCGGUUUAAGGUGGUGGUGGUGUUUUUCUUUCGUCUCUAAUUGGACGCAGAACUUCAAACACCUAAUGCCACCUGGUGGACCAUUGUUCUAACUGCAGCCUUCACGGUUGACUUUCUGGAUUUCCCCUCAAUGUUGUGCAGCUGCACUCUGAUGCUUUCUUUCAUUUGUCUUUUAUUUGCUUUUAUUCCACUGUGCAAGCUGGACAAUAAAGUGCCACCGCUACCACCGAAUAAUUGAGAAAUGACUUGGAAUGGUCACUUACUGAAUCCGACGUCCACACAGAAUGGUACGUUUCUCCCUGGAGCGUACAGGAGACCUCGUCUAUUAGCUUCUUCUCUUCCUUUUCAUAUAUAUGACAACAUUUCACAUUAUUAACGGGAUUUCCAUUAGAAAAAUACAAAAAUUAAAAGUACUGUAACUUUUGGGAGUUUGUAUCAGUAAUGUUUUGUAUUCAGAAGUUGUUUCUGUUCUGAUGUUAAUUUUUGAAUAAACCUCUUUGCAUAUUAAAAUAA
Molecule: messenger RNA, 3426 nt
Organism: Acipenser ruthenus (sterlet)
Lineage: Eukaryota; Metazoa; Chordata; Actinopteri; Acipenseriformes; Acipenseridae
Product: raftlin-2-like
Exons: 10
Coding region: 898-2262 (454 amino acids)
Source: RefSeq, a predicted model, not a curated record